UUUCAGGAAACUCAAUCAGAAUUCAUUAAUGCAAUCUCAAAAGGAUCCUUUAAGGAGAGCUUUCUACAAAUUGUUAUUAUUUGGCGAAAGGAUGAUAAGCAUUUAAUGUACGAAUGGGUCAGUGUUGCUAAGCAGAACGAAAAUCUUUUAACAGAGAGUUUCAUCAAUUCAACAAAAACCGAAAUUUCUUAUACGGUAAAAAGGCUCUUAAAAUCUUCAGAAACUUUUAGUUAUGAAGCUUUUGUGCAGAAUCUCUUUAAUGAGCAUUCACAAGGAAUUUUAUCCAAAUGGAUCUCCCGGUUGUUAUAUUUAGUUGAUUAUCUAUCAGAUAAUAUUGAGGACGAGCACCUUCUUGCAGCUUUUUCCCUUUUGGGAACAAUAGCAUUUAUGUUUGGUGUUGGCUAUAUAUUAAUGUACUUUGUAAGGGCCGAAGAGGAAAAUCUGAAGGCGCAAGGUCAUCUUAUUAAUAAUCAAGACCAGCGCCAUAAUAAUCUGAUCCCGGAACUGAAGUUGUACGAACUAAGAGCUGAAAAAUAUAACGGAAUGGUUCGCCUACUAAAACCCGGAUGUCGUACCUUACUACUUAUAACUGAUUUCCAAAGUCGGAAUAAACUAAUUCCAUACUUUCAUAAGGCGGUUUGGCCAUACAGAAAAUCGAAAACAUUAUUUUUUGGACAUAUGCUAAUUGAAAAAGGGCUACCAUGGUUUGCAGAAAUUCUUCGUUUAUCAUUGUGUACAAAUCGAAAGUUGCAAGUCAAUCCACGGAACUGUGUUGGUACUGUCCUGGCAUUAAAUGGUCAUCGGAAAUACUUUUGCAUGUAUCACGCUAAACACCCAGAGUCUGUUCAGGGAACAAAGAGAAUACUUAAAAUAACAAAAAUACUUGUGAACACAAAGGAGGAUCCUGAGGUCGGGACGUUCCUUGAAGGAGGAUACUCUGAAGAAUCUGAUACAGAAUCAAAUAUUCUUUUGGAGGAUAAUUUACUUAAUAGCCUGGACUAUUGGCUUGAAAGAUUGUUUGAUGGGAGAACACAAAAAUACUACAUAAAUUAUUGGCCAGACUUUACUACAAAAGAAUACUUAAAAUAACAAAAAUACUUGUGAACACAAAGGAGGAUCCUGAGGUCGGGACGUUCCUUGAAGGAGGAUACUCUGAAGAAUCCGAUACAGAAUCAAAUAUUCUUUUGGAGGAUAAUAUACUUAAUAGCCUGGACUAUUGGCUUGAAAGAUUGUUUGAUGGAAGAACACAAAAAUACUACAUAAAUUAUUGGCCAGACUUUACUACAAAGUAAUAAGCCUAAAA
This is a messenger RNA of Drosophila subpulchrella, 1303 nucleotides long. Its product is annotated as dnaJ homolog subfamily C member 16-like. Bases 106 to 1089 code for a protein of 327 amino acids. The transcript is spliced from 5 exons. The record is from RefSeq and is a predicted model, not a curated record. NCBI's taxonomy places the organism in Eukaryota, Metazoa, Arthropoda, Insecta, Diptera, Drosophilidae.